Chara braunii is the source of this 9944-nucleotide messenger RNA. The record is from the annotation of a GenBank genome assembly. NCBI's taxonomy places the organism in Eukaryota, Viridiplantae, Streptophyta, Charophyceae, Charales, Characeae.
GUGGACUAGUCGAAAGAAGACUAGAGGGAGGGAUUGUUGAUUGAAAAAGAGGUAAGUAAAGGCUUGGAAUGCCUUCAACGGGGCAGGGCCGGGAGAGAUCGGGCGGCAAAGGAAAAGGGAAGAGGGGGCAAAGGGGCUACAGGGCCCCUUAGUGUAAAACCGAACCAUGAGGGAGACUUGGGGUGUGAAUGAAAGAAAGGAGUGCGACUUUUGCUGAUCGGAAUGUGAAGUAGCUUGUGCAUGCGUGUGAAGGCCCCAAAAAGACUAAGGGGCCUACUCCAAUAAUGACGGAUGGAAUGUAUGAGACUCGAGGAGUGCGUAGCGGCGAGGGGGAGACGGCAUUGCCGCACCCUGAUGACACCAUGGGAUUGCAAUGCUUAGGGAAAUGGACCCGAUGUGGAUCCUCAGGGACGCCGAGCCGGACUCGUGAUAUGGGAUAUGACUUUGCCAACGAAGGGUGGGAUGUGGUAAGCAGUCGGGCCGUGAUAGGAGGAUGGGAGGAGCUUAGCCUGCCAUAUCAACUAGUCCAAACCUGGGUACCGCACUUCGUGGCGGGUUGGUUCGGCGGGUACGAGCACAUCCGCGCGGUGGCCGAGUCCCUGGAUGAAGUAGACUUAGCCUUCACAUGGCUAGCCGAUGCCUACUACAAGAUCUCGCUAGAAAUGGGGCCCUUCCAUGGCGAUAGAGCAAGGGAAAUAGUCGACAUCUUGAAGAUUUUUAAGGAAGACCAGCUCGAGGUGGACGAUAGAUCUAUGGAUGCGAUACUUCGCCGCGAGGUGGCAGCAACCCCCUCAUAUGCAGGCGACGUGUUCCUGUUGUUCGAGAUAGCAGAGCCCAUUCGGGCCAUGAUCCACGAAGAGGGCUCGCUCGAUUGGACGGAGGAAAGAGAAGUCGCCGUCCAGACCUUGAAAGACAUCCUGACGUCGGAAGAAGUCACCCUUGCCGCUCCAUGUUUCAACGAUGAGGUAGGGCGUCCAUUUGUGCUUGAGACCGAUGGGGGACCACUGGCCGUGGGAGGAGUCCUGAUCCAAAGAGUGGAAGACGGGAAGGAACGACCAGUCAGAUUCGAGAGUAGAACGUUGAACUCAGCGGAGCGUCGCUACUCUCAGUUCAAGAAGGAAGUACUGGCUGUUCUGCAUUGCCUCAAGACCUUCCAAACCUACCUCUUUGGAAGAAGGUUCAUCCUAAGGAUAAACCCGACAAACGUUGCAGGGGCUCUGAAGAAUUACAAGCCUAUAGACCCUACCGUGGGAAGAUGGGUGGGGUUCAUUUGGCAGUUUGAUUACAAGAUCGAGCGCAUAGCCGGACUUAGGAAUAGGGCCGAUGGCCUGAGCGGAGUGUGCAUUACGCGAGCGGGGGUAGAGGAUAUGGAACCUAUCGAUGCAUUCCUCGACUAUGAGGGGGGGACCCUUGUGGUAGAUAACGAGAAGAUAGGGCCUGCCUGCACAUCCAAGGAAUUGUUGAUCAAGGCGCUGGAGAAAGGAUCUUUGACAGUCGUGGUGGAACUCGGGGAAGGAGCACUUACAAGCUCGGCGAGGCCAUACAAGAUGCCGACGUUCCGGAUCGAGAAAUUUGAUGACUACACACAUCAAGACCCGGUCGUCUGGUGGCAAGGAUUUACAACGGAGUUGGGGAUUCACGAAGUCCCUGACCAUCUGUUCAUCAGUGCUCUGUUCAUCAACACCAAGGGAGGUUGUCAGAUCUGGCUCAGCCAUAUGGCAACCAUCCACGGCGUCCAGGUUUCAGACCUGUACAAGAAGGUCUCCUGGGAGGACAUGACAAAGGAAUGGAAGAAGCGGUUCAUCGUCGAUGAUGCCCCGACACUCGCCAUCAACCGCAUCUUCACGAUGGCUCAAGGGAGCACACCGACACGUGACUGGCUCACGGAUUGGCAGAAAAUCGUGGCGACGCCCGAUUUGGACUUGUCAUUUCCGCAUCUGCGGCGUGAGUUCUACAACAGGUCAUGCGCCGCUCUCAGCCUCGCACUUGGUGAUCGCGAGCAGUACAACACUUUCGCAGAGAUCAUCAACAAGGCGAGAGAGCUCAUCAAGACCAACAGAUUCGGCCGCCUUGCUAGCGGCCUCCUGCACAUCUGGGGAGAACGCGAAUGUCGCAAGUCCUGGAUACACUUACGAGGAUAUGCUGUCCACUUGGUUCCACCGCUGGACCAACCGCUCCACGUGCAACAAUCCAUCGCAUGCACGGUUUCAUCACCAUCGGCAACCGAUUCGGCUCCUUCGCCGCAAUCUAUCGCCGGGGAUUCGACGUCAUGGUCAAGACUUGAAGAGCUGGACCCAUUGACGUUCACGGACUUCCAGUGGAUGCCCGUCCCCUCGACCAGACGAUUGCCGAAACCGCAUUGCAAUGCGCUCAUGGCACAACUGCGGGAUUACUUGCACACUGCAGUACCAGCUCCGUUGAUGGACGCCGGAGCAGAGGUUGUCGACCUUCACGCUUACAUCGCGAAGAUCGACCGCGAGUUCAUGACGCAACGGUACGACGACAUCGACGCACCAUUGCUAUACAUACGCAUUCAGAUCGGAGAGGCGAUCUGCAGUGUCUUGAUCGAUUGCGGAGCAACUCGCAACUACAUCAGCCAAGACUUGAUGGUACGCGUCGGCCUUGGCCCACAUGUCCGGAGGAAGUCCCAGCCUACGCAAGUCACGUUGGCAGACAGUCAUACGCACAAGUCAAUCGACCGGUGCAUUGACGCUGUCCCCGUGUACAUUGCCCCUUACGCAAGUGAGGUGGUGUCCUUUGAUAUUCUGGACACCAAAUUUGACAUGAUCUUGGAGUCGGAGGUCUACCAUGGGUCACGGGGUCUGGGGGAGAUCUUCAAGUGUCUUGAUCGGCAGCAGGAAGGGGUCUUCGGGAGUCUUGAGCAGUCCCAGGUCAGCGGCAGCAAUAGGGGUCUUGAAGGAGGUCUUGGUCAGGUCGAUGAUAGAAGCAAGGCGAACUGCAAGGGUCUUGGUCAGGUCGAUGAUGGAAGCAAGGCGAACUGCAAAGGUCUUGGUCAGGUCGAUGAUGGAAGCAAGGCGAACUGCAAAGGUCUUGGUCAGGUCGAUGAUGGAAGCAAGGCGAACUGCAAAGGUCUUGGUGGAGGAUGGGUUGAGUUGAGAUGGGACCAAGAAAUCAGAGGGCAAGCGGGGGUGAUAGCCAAGGUCAAGGUAAAAGGGGGACAUGUCGGUGGCAGGGCAAACGACAUUGUUGUAGGCAAUCUCGGCGGCGAUGAGCAACUGAUCCCAAUCAUGCUGGUGGGGAUGAUAAUACUUCCGCAGGAUUCUUUGGAGAGAAUCGUUCAUCUUCUCGGUUUGUCCGUCGGUCUGUGGGUGGAAUGCAGUGUUGUACCGGAGCGUGGUUCCGUAGGCAUGGAAGAGUUGUUUCCAGAAUUGGGAGAGGAAGCGGGGGUCGCGAUCACUGAUGAUAUUCUCGGGGAGGCCGUGGUGUCGGGCGACAUGGUCGAAGAAGAGAAUGGCAAUGUCUUUGGCAUUGUGCGAGGUGGUACAAGGAAUGAAAUGAGCGCAUUUGGUCAGACGACAAACAAUGACGUAGAUGCAAUCAUGCCCGCGAUCGGUCUUGGGAAGACCGCACACGAAGUCCAUGGAAACGGACUAUCAUCGGUGCGUGGGGAUGGGCAAUUAUUGGAGCUUACCGGGUUUGGCCCGGUUCGAGGGGUUGACAGCUUGACAUGUGGGGCACGAGCGGAUGUAGGCUUCGACGUCGGGAAGGAUAGAAGGCCAAUGGAAAUAUCGGGAGAUAGUGUCAAAGGUUUUCUGGAAACCAAGGUGGCCAGUGUUGCUCGACCAAGAGCUGGGUGCGGAGGCCACGGGUAUGGUGGAGAAGUCGGGGCAAGAGAGGUAUCCUUGGGUGUAGCGAUGGCGGAGCGAUGGCAGGAGCUGGAUGUGGGUCAUGGCGGCAUAGACUUUCUUGGGGGGUUUGUGAUCGGGGCGGCGGGAGAGGGCAUCGGCAACGCAGUUGCUCUUGCCAGGGGUGUGACAAAUGGUAAAGACAAUGUGACCAAGGUAUUCUACGCUAGAGGCAGCAAAUGUGCAUUUGCUGAGCUUGGCGUAAAAUUUCUGGUCGCGGAGGAUGGCGAGAACUUGGCAGAGAUGAUCAAGGUGGGACUCGAAGGUGGGGCUAAAAACAAGGAUGUCGUCGAGGUACAUCACGACACAGACUUCGAGGAGGUCGCGGAAGAUGUGGUUCAUGGUGGAUUGGAAUGUGGCGGGGGCGUUGGUGAGACCGAAAGGCAUUACGAGAAACUCGUAGUGCCCGAAGCGGGGGCAAAAGGCGGUCUUGUGGGUGUCCUCCUCGCGGAUGCGGAUCUGGUGGAAGCCACUGCGGAGGUCGAUCUUGGUGAAGUAUUUGGCUCCACGGAGGCGAUCAAGAAGUUCGGAUAUCCGGGGAAGCGGAUACUUGUUCUUGAUCGUGAUCCGGUUCAAGGCGCGGUAGUCUGUGCACAUGCGGAGUUCCGAGGUAUCGUUCUUCUUGACGAAGAGACAGCUGGUUCCGAAUGGGGAGGAGCUAGGCUUAAUGAAUCCUUUUUCAAGGAGUUCAUUGAGCUGGCGCUUCAUUUCUUCGGCCUCGAGGACGGAGAGCUGGUAUGGGGGGCGGCAAGGGGGGGAGUGGCCGGGCUCGGGAUCGAUGGUGUGGGAAACACCUCGGUCGGGAGGAAGGCGCGGGGUGAUCUUUUUGAGACGAGGGGGUUGGGGGGAGGAGGAAGGCUGGGAGGCCAGGCGUUGUCGUUCCAUCCUCAUGAGAUGGACAGCCUGGAAGUCUUCCUCGGUGAAUUGGGCUGGGUCAAGGGACUCGGGAGAGGAGUCAAGGCCGUCGUCGGAGGGGAGUGGCGAGUCGUCGGAGGCCAUGUUGUGGAAGAACCGGGUGCGGUUGGGGGCGGCUGGUCGUUGAGGGCGGAGGUGAGGAAGGCGAUCAUGGUGGAGAAGGUGGGUAAGGAGAUCGGUGAGAGGGAGCUCGGGCUCAUGGGCGAGGGCUGCGGCGAGGUUGGGGAAGCAUACCCGCUUGAUGCGGGAGAUGAAGACUUAGUCGGGAAUGAGAGUCGACGGGAUGUGGAGGCAGAGGGAGCGAACGUAUUGGAUGAAUCGCUCGGUGGGGCCGGUUUGGCGGAGGUUGCAAAAUUGAUCGAUGUAGUCAUCGAUGGUCUUUUGCGGAUGGAAGGUGGCGAUGAGAAGGUCGGCCCAUUGAAGGAAGGCAUUUUGAAUUUGAGAGAGGAAAAGGAGGACGUCCUCGUGGGGGAGGCCGGAGAACGUCGCGAUAUCGAUGGCGCGGAAGGAGCGGGGAAUGUCCUCGUUGCGGGGGACAAUGCAAGCGAGGGUGUUGAAGUUGCAGUCGUCGGGAGAGGUGUCGUAGUAGGUGUAAUCCUGAUUGCAGUCACCAAGGAGGUAGCAAGGGGGAGGUUGGGGUACGGCGGGGUAAACGCGCGAAAGGACUUGGGAGAAGGUGAACUACGCCUAUGCAUUGACUAUCGUGAGCUGAACUCCGUCACCGUGAAAAACGUGGAACCUCUUCCGCGCAUUGACGACCUGUUGGACCAAUUACAGGGGUACAGGUACUUUAGCAAGAUUGAUCUCCAGUCUGGGUACCACCAGAUCGAGGUGGCUCCUGAAGAUCAACACAAGACGACGUUUCGAACAAGAGCGCUAGCGCUAUACUUAGCGCAGGAGCACGAGGAGCAGCAGUGGCAGCGAGCAGAGCAGCAGCAGCGGCGACUGAGCAAGAUCGGCGGCGACCAUAGCCGCCUGAGGUAUCGGGAGCCGGAGGCACACCUGCUCGCAGAACGACAGCAACGACAGAAGCAUCAGCAAGAGGUGGCUGCUUUGACGGCCGCCGUCCGCGACGCAACAACGCAGCAGCAGCAACAGCAACAGCAACAGCUGUUGAACUCUACUCUCGCACGCAUCAACGACAUCGAGGCUAAGACCUCAGCAGCGCCAGGCUGCACGACGGACGCGACGAAGCGGCUCAACGAGCGCAUCGAUCACGUCGUCACUAUCAUUGACGAACUAGGUGAUUUCACUAGUCCGGCCACGAUCAGCAGCACGGUGGCCGCCAUCAAGACGAGCAUCACCAACCUGCAGACAAGACUGGACGCUGCUACAAAGAAUUACAAGAUGCCGCACUUCCACAUCAGCAAGUUCGACGAUGACAACAAGUCGGACGCCUUGACAUGGUGGCAACGUUUCCUCACGGAAGCAUCUUGCCGCACUGUCCCGGCUGACGACAUGAUGAAGGCGCUCUACUUACAACUGAUUGGAGGAGCGCAUGCCUGGAUGAACCAUCUGGCGGCUACCAAGAAAUGCACCAUCGCCGAACUCCACACGCACGUCCCGUGGAAGGAGUUCGAGAAGCUAUGGUUCACUCGGUUCAUGGUCCGCAACGUCGUGAAGGCGGCCAUGAACGAGGUGUACACCUGCUCUCAAGGGAAUAUGCCAACUCGAGACUGGACAACCAAAAUUCGCGACGCCAUAGCUCGGAAUGACGUCGAGGAGAUGGGCCUUGUAUUCUUGCAUGCUCUCCCCUCGCCGGACGGACCAGCCGCGUCACCGCCGGACCCACGCAUCACUCACCUCUUGGACGAGUAUGGAGACGUCUUCGAGGCUCCCACCGGAACGGUUCCGGAUCGGCCCUUACGUCACGGGAUCACUCUCGAGGCUGGUGCCGUCCCUCCGCGUGGAUGUAUCUACCGCAUGAGCGAAGAGGAACUCGAGGUGCUUCGCGCACAACUCGAUGACCUUCUUGACAAGUGUUGGAUUCGCCCUAGUUGCUCGUCAUACGGUGCCCCUGUUCUCUUCGUCCGGAAGAAGAACAAAGAUCUACGGUUAUGCAUCGAUUAUCGCAAACUUAACGCACAAACCGUAAAGAACGCCAGCCCUCUCCCUCGGAUUGAUGAUCUUCUUGAGCGGUUAGGCGGCGCGACGUACUUCUCGAAGUUGGACUUGAAGUUGGGUUACCACCAGAUUGAUAUCCAGCCUCAAGAUCGGUACAAGACCGCGUUCAAGACGCGGUACGGGCAUUUUGAGUGGGUUGUCAUGCCAUUUGGCCUCACCAAUGCCCCCGCGACUUUUCAAGCAGCUAUGACGACUGAGUUUCGCGACGUGCUCGAUCGCAGCGUCCUCAUCUACCUCGAUGACAUCUUGGUCUAUAGUAGGACGUUGAACGAGCACAUCGUACACCUUCGCGCUGUUUUGAAUCGUUUGCGAUUGGCCAAGUACAAAGCAAAUCGCGACAAGUGCGAGUUGGCGAAGCAGGAGCUUGAGUAUUUGGGCCAUUAUGUUAUGCCGAAAGGCAUUCGUCCCUUAGUGGACAAGAUCCAAGCCAUCGUGGAUUGGCCGGAGCCCCGUUGCACGACGGAUGUACGCUCCUUCAUGGGUUUGGCUGGAUAUUAUCAACGAUUCGUCGAUUCAUACUCGAAAGUGGCCGCUCUUUUGUCGAUACUUCAGUCCCCGAAGGUGCCCUUCGAGUUCGACGACGCAGCCCGUGGCGCGUUCACUACGUUGAAGGCAGCGAUGCAAGCCGCACCUGCCCUUCGUAUAUACGAUCCCACCCUGCCCACCCAAGUGACGACGGACGCUUCGGGAUACGGUAUUGGUGCGAUGUUGGAACAGUGUCACGAGGACGGUUGGCAUCCGGUCGAGUAUUUUUCCCAAAAGGUGCCUCUCGUCAACACUCUCGACGACGCUAGGAAGAAAGAGCUACUCUCGUUCGUCACCGUUCUCAAACGGUGGGGCCACUUUCUUCUCGGCCGUCGGCGUUUUAAAUGGAAUACGAACAACAAUCCGUUGACCUUUUACAAAAUGCAGGAUACGGUCACUAGCACGAUCGGUCGAUGGAUGUAUUACAUCGACAAGUUCGACUUUGACCCGUGCCACAUUCCCGGUCCCGCCAAUCGAGCUGUGGACGCCCUCUCACGACGGUCCGAUUUUUGUGUCAUUGUGACCACGACAUUCAACCUCGAGGACGAUCUGCAGCCGCAUUUUGUCAAAGGCUACAAGUCCGAUCCGACUUACUCUACGCUUUACGCGGAGCUUUCAUCCGAUCACCCGCCGGCUAGCCACUAUCGGAUUUCCGAGGGGUUCCUUCUCCUUCACACGAGAGGAAAGUACUUGACUGGGUUUAGUACCACCCCCUACAGCAAGGAGCAAGAAGAGAGAGUUGCCGCCCAUCUGCUUGAAAGGAAGGAAAAGAUGGAGAAAAGGGAGCUAAUCAAGCAGGCCAAGAUGCUGGCCCUGCUGGAGGAACAAGAGGCAAAGAAGAGGCAGAUGGAGGAGCUGAAGGAGCAGGAGGAGAAGAUGACGGCUAUACAAGAGGAGGUGGAGAAAGAAGAAGAAGAAGAAGAAGAAGUAGAGGAAGAAGAGCCAUUGGAGAGAAGGAGAGGGGAAGCGAGGACAAGCAAAGAAAUGGAGAUUGCAAGGAUUGCAGAAGAGUGGGCCGCACAUUUGGAGUUAGGGGAAGAUAGGGAGGCCGAGAUGGCCAUCCCCCAGAAGGAGAGAGAAGCAGCAAGGAGGCAGAUUGAGACAGAAACGGACCCGGUCUUCUCGAAGAUAGAUCUGAAAUUGGGGUACCAUCAGAUAGAGGUGUACCCUGACGAUCAGUAUAAGACGGCAUUCAGGACGAGAUAUGGGCAUUACGAGUUCAUAGUGAUGCCAUUUGGACUUACUAAGGCACCGGCAACAUUCCAGCGCUGCAUGAACGACUUGUUUAGACCGUGGUUAGAUAGAUUUGUCGUAGUUUACUUAGACGACAUCCUAAUGUUCAGCAAGACCCUCGAGGAACAUGAGGGACAUCUACGACAGAUUCUAAGCAAGUUUAGAGAGUCUAACUUCAAGAUUAACCCGAAGAAGUGCGAAUGGGCCAAGACACAGGUCCUUUACCUAGGCUAUGUACUAGACGGCGAUGGCAUUCGGCCUGAGGACAGCAAGAUUGCAUCCUUCAGAGAUUGGCCAACUCCUAAGACGCUGACAGAGUUGCGCUCAUUCCUAGGACUAGCUAACUACUACAGGAAGUUCGUGAGGAACUUCUCCACGAUUGUUGCUCCCCUUCGUAGACUUCUGAAGAAAGAGACUAUCUGGAAGUGGGACCAAGAUUGUACGUCAGCCUUCAAGAAAUUGAAGAAGGCUUUGAUAGAGUACCCUGUCCUCGAAGUUGUUGAUCCAUCAUUACUAUUCGUUGUUACUACAAACGCGAGUCAGUAUGGCAUAGGCGUCAUUCUACAACAAGAUGACGGCAACAGUUAUAGGCCCGUAGAGUUCAUGUCAGCCAGGCUGCCCUCAGAGAAAGUCGCAGCAUCGACAUAUGAAAGAGAACUCUACGCUCUCAGGCAGGCUCUAAAGCACUGGAAACAUUACCUGCUUGGGAGACACUUCAAGGUUUACUCAGUCCACGAGACUCUUAGAUGGCUAAAGACACAGGCCAAGAUGACGCCCAAGUUGACUAGAUGGGCUGCUGAGAUAGACCAGUAUAACUUUGAGUUGAAACCCGUCAAAGGCAAGUAUAACGUGGUAGCUGAUGCGCGAAGUAGGAGAUCUGAUUACUUCGGCGCAAUAGUGCACUACCUAGACAUAGGGGCCGAUAUGCAGCAGAAAAUAAGAGAUGCCUAUGCACAGGACCCGAUCUACAGUGAGCUCCUGAAGAGAGUAAAGGAAGCCCCCAAUAGUCCUCAUGCAAGUCUUCCUGUGAGUUCGAUGAAGCAGCGAGGUUGCAGAAGACUGGAGGCAGGUGGUGAGAGUGGAGAUGAGCAGGAAGGAGGAGAGGUGGUGCAGGUAUCCUUGGUAUCUUUAUGUUAUGAUGAUGAUGAGGGGGCAGGAAGCAGCCAUUUGCUGGAGCAGAAGAUCAUAAAGUUCCCGGUUCCGUACAAAAUCCCUCCGGAAAUGUACACACCAGAAGGUUAGAUAUCUAUCCCUGUUGACAAGUAAAUGUCUUGACAUGGA